AUGUUGCGCGUGGUCGAUGCACUACAGCUUACAGCUUCCAAAAAAGUAUCAACACCAGCGGACUGGAUGUUCAAUGAACAUAACAUCGCUAACCAGACACUGCAGGUUAACAGCAAAAGGUCUGCAGGCCUCGAAGCAGUAACUGCCACCAAAGGCAGGUUGAAGCCAUAUCCUCCUUCUAUCCCGAGUCCUCGCCGACCACCUCGAUGCGCAGUUCAGCAAGCAGUACAAGGGAACGGCCGUGCAGCUGCCGGAUAG
Molecule: messenger RNA, 258 nt
Organism: Gongylonema pulchrum
Lineage: Eukaryota; Metazoa; Nematoda; Chromadorea; Rhabditida; Gongylonematidae
Source: the annotation of a GenBank genome assembly